This is a messenger RNA of Sitophilus oryzae (rice weevil), 2271 nucleotides long. RefSeq names its product cytosolic purine 5'-nucleotidase (gene Nt5b). The transcript is spliced from 13 exons. The coding region runs from base 500 to 2221 and encodes 573 amino acids. Gene Ontology annotation, molecular function: 5'-nucleotidase activity. The record is from RefSeq and is a predicted model, not a curated record. Lineage: Eukaryota; Metazoa; Arthropoda; Insecta; Coleoptera; Curculionidae.
GAUCUCAGGCCUAUUCUCUGGAUUUUUAUAUUCGAUAUGUCUUUGGAUAUGUACAUAUGUGUCAAAUAUAAUUGGCAACUGUAGCUCUGUGGUCUCAUUUGUUAACAAACAAUUUUAUAAACUAUUACGUGCGCUAAUAAUUAAGCAAAUAGGAAAAUUCCAUUCUUCAAGGUGUUUUUCAUAAGUAUAAGUGGUUUAUAUUUUUAAAAAUCUGAGUCAUAAAUUGAACAUUCUAGUCUUGCUUCGAACUCCAGCCUCGUCUAGCCUGGAAUGCGAUUGAGAAAAGUUAUUCUUGGAACUUGAACUUAUUUUUAAAAUUCGUGCUGAGUGUAUGGUUUAACGUUACCUUAAUAAAUUGUCUUUAUAGAUAAAUAUAAAAUCAAAUAUCUACAGACAGGAGCAUAACCUAUUACCAGAUUACUAUGGAUAAUUGUACGGAAAACAAAGAAAUUACAGGCAAAAAAUGGUAUAGGAAAGCAACUCAAAGCUGUUCGAAGAAAUGAAGGAACCUAAGAAUUGUUUAUGUCAAAAAUUAGACUUAUUAAACGUUGCCACUACGAAGGUGACGAGAGACAGGGCAAAUAGCACUGCCGAAAUGGAGUACUUUACUAGAGGCCGUUCUUCGGACAGAAUUGUAGCUCACAGAAUCUUCGUCAACAGGAGUCUUCACUUGGAAAAUAUAAAGUUCUAUGGCUUCGAUAUGGAUUACACCCUGGCGGAAUACAAGUCACCGCACUACGAGAAAUUGGGAUUUGAUUUGGUCAAAACACAUAUGGUUUCCCUAGGCUAUCCUCAAGAAAUUUUGGAAUUUGAAUAUGAUCCGUCUUUUGCAAUAAGAGGAUUAUGGUUUGAUACCUUAUAUGGAAACUUACUGAAAGUUGAUGCAUAUGGAAACAUUUUGGUAGCAGUUCAUGGAUUUGAAUUUUUAAAACACUCAAGAAUAUAUGAAUUGUAUCCCAACAAGUUUCUUAAUUUAGACGAAUCAAGAGUAUAUGUCUUAAACACCCUUUUCAACUUACCUGAAACCUACCUAUUGGCUUGCCUAAUAGACUUCUUUACUAAUUCACCGGAAUAUUCAAAGACUGACACUGGUGUAAAGUGUGGAGAACUUCUGAUGUCAUACCAAUCAAUAUUUCAGGACGUUAGAAAUGCCGUCGACUUCGUUCAUCUCAAAGGAGAACUGAAACAGAGAACCAUCGAAAAUUUAGAAAAGUACGUCAAGAAAGACGAAAGGCUUCCGACGUUUUUGGCCAGGUUAAGGGAGAGCGGUGCUAAAACGUUUUUACUUACUAACAGUGAUUACAAUUUUUCGGAUAAAAUUAUGACACAUUUAUUUGAUUUUCCACAUGGAGCAAAGCCCGACGAACCCCACAGAAAUUGGAAAACAUAUUUCGAUGUCGUAGUAGUCGAUGCGCGCAAACCAUUAUUUUUCGGCGAAGGUACAAUUUUGAGGCAAGUUGAUACCUCCACCGGUGCUUUGAGGGUUGGCAUUCAUACGGGUCCUCUCCAGAAAGAUCACGUGUAUUCUGGUGGAUCGUGUGACGUAUUUACUAACUUCAUUGGUGCUAAAGGAAAAGACGUAUUAUAUGUUGGAGAUCAUAUAUUUGGCGAUAUAUUAAAAAGUAAGAAGAUUAGAGGGUGGAGAACAUUUUUAAUAGUUCCAGAAUUGGUUCGCGAACUUCAUGUGUGGACCGAUAAAUGCCAAUUAUUUAAUGAAUUACAAAAUUUAGAUGUCAAAUUAGGAGAAAUGUAUAAAAAUUUAGACAGUAGCACUAAAGAAAAACCGGACAUUUCAAAACUCCGAAAUUGUAUUAGAGACGUUACACAUAAAAUGGACAUGUCAUAUGGAAUGAUGGGUAGCUUAUUUAGAUCAGGCUCUAGACAGACCUUUUUUUCUUCACAAGUUGUUAGGUACGCAGAUCUCUAUGCUGCCACGCAUCUUAAUCUACUGUAUUAUCCAUUUUCCUAUAUGUUCCGCGCUCCCGCUAUGCUGUUGCCACACGAAUCAACUGUGGCACACGAACAACAUUUUGCUGCUGAGCUGCUUCCUGAUCCUAAUAACGAUACUGAUGAAGAUAAACACGAACGAAUUUUGGAAAGAACACAAAGCAUUAUUCCCCAUAUUCGACCGGAAACACCACAAACUGUUACACAUACGCACGACGAGGAUUGUAGCGAUGAAGAUAGCGAUGAAAGAAAUGCCGCCUCGAAAAAAGUCUAAUAUUUAAAAAUUACAAAUCUUUUAAAAGCUCAACGUUAAAAACGCUUAAA